This is a messenger RNA of Darwinula stevensoni, 1179 nucleotides long. The record is from the annotation of a GenBank genome assembly. Lineage: Eukaryota; Metazoa; Arthropoda; Ostracoda; Podocopida; Darwinulidae.
AUGUACAGGCAAUUUGCUUUAAUAGAUAACCCUGGGGUUCAAGAUCUCCCGGACGGAGUCUUUCUAGAUCUCUCUUUCCAGGAAAUAUGGGUCAACUACACAGCCUUAAGAAGUAUCCAUCAGUCUGCUCUCCUCCCGUCUAAGGACACUCUGGAGACAGUGAUGAUCCUAUUCAGUCGCGUGGAGGAUUUUCCUUUCCACAUUCUUCCAUUGUUCUCCCGUCUCAGGCUACUCUCGAUCUGGAAUAGUUCUCUGACAUCAGUUCCAGCACUUCAGAGCCAGAGCCUUGCAACACUUAACAUUCCAUACAACAGCAUCACAAGAAUAGAGGAAUAUGGAUGGGCGACUCCGAACCUGAAGGAAUUAGACCUCAGUUACAAUCCCCGGAUUACAUUUCCCACCGAAAUGAUCAAGAGCUUGGAGAAACUGGAAAAAUUUUCGUGUUCAGGUUGCAAUCUAGGACCCACUCUCACAAGCGGUCUGAUGCAGUUCCGUAGUAGGGUGUUGAGACAAGUGUCGCUAUUGGAAAACAACAUUCAAAAGCUGGAGCACGGAGCCAUCACAGUGAACCCAAUCCAGUGUGAUUGCUAUGUGGCUUGGCUGGCAUUCUCACCAGAAUUGUUGAAAAAGGUUAAAGGGACAUGUGACUACGAGGGAGAUUUGAAAAAUCUCAGUCAGAAGAAACCUUUAAAAAGUAACAACAGCCACAACAAGAGCAGUAGAACAAUUCACAACGAGAAGCACGACAAGACCAACAACAAGACCAACAACAAGACCAACAACAAGACCAACAACAAGACCAACAACAAAACCAACAACAAGACCAACAACAAGACCGACAACAAGAACAACAAGAGCAACGGCAAGAACAACAACAAGAACAACGGCAAGAACAACAAAGAGAGCAACGACGAUAAAACCGGCGAGUAUAGCAACGGAUUGAGGGAGUUCACCGAACUUUACCUAUGUCCUGGCACUCAACGUUGUUGCGUCUCGAAGACAGACAUCCAGAAGAGGCAGCAGGAAGUGGAUUCAAACAAAGUACGGGAGUUCAUCGAUAGACUCAUCAUUGUGGAGAAUAAGUUGGUUCAAGGUGACCGCAGGUUGAUGGAGUAUAACUGUGAGGCUCGUUGGGGCGGAGGAGGCACUGUGGAGACUUCACAGACUCCCACAACCUGA